Messenger RNA from Pogoniulus pusillus (Red-fronted tinkerbird), 1825 nucleotides. RefSeq names its product nerve growth factor (gene NGF). The transcript is spliced from 3 exons. Gene Ontology annotation, biological process: cell surface receptor protein tyrosine kinase signaling pathway; nerve development; nerve growth factor signaling pathway. Gene Ontology annotation, cellular component: dendrite; axon; synaptic vesicle. Gene Ontology annotation, molecular function: growth factor activity; nerve growth factor receptor binding. The record is from RefSeq and is a predicted model, not a curated record. Bases 918 to 1637 code for a protein of 239 amino acids. NCBI's taxonomy places the organism in Eukaryota, Metazoa, Chordata, Aves, Piciformes, Lybiidae.
AAGUGCAAGGAUUAAGAUGCAAAGUAGCAGGCUGAAGACAAAACGUCCCUUAAAGAGGGUUUCGGCUCCUGACAGUGUAACCAGGAAGCUGGAGGCUUUCUCGGUAUUAUGUAUGCAGAGUCAUACAACCAGUGCACGCUUUGAAACUUUCACUGCACAUCUGUGCAUCACUGCAUGGACUAGGCACCAAGCCAGAGGCUGAAUUCCUACGAGUCCGUGCAGCUCCCACACGUUUACAGCACUAGGACCCAGAGGGAGCUUAAUUUCUGUGAGUCAGUGCAGCUAGCUGAGCCCUGAGAGCAGUGAAUGAGGCUGGAAAGGCAGAGGGAAUGUGAAUGGCUCUUCUGGCUUGGGAAAGUGUCGACGGUCUGGGGUGCUACAGACUACAAAACAGCUUGGACAGCCCUCCGGAUUGCCUGUACCCCCCGCACCCAGUGAUACUGCUUUGAGGUGAGUGACCCUGCAGGAGUCAGCUUUCACACAGCGAGCAAUGCGGCUGUCGUACCAGUUGUGGAAGUUUACUAUCCUUGAAAUUAUUGCUGUACAGUGAUUUUCACUCUCUUGAGAGGAACAGAUCAGAUGUCUUUGAAACACAGAGCGCUCGCUGCUUGAAAAUAGCCUUUGCAAGGAAAGCGUGGUCUAGCGAAACUGAAAAGCUCAUCUACUAAGGCAGGUUAACCGCACGCACAUCUGGAAGGUGUUCGUGAACCAUUUGUGCUUUUAAGCUCAAAGCCUGAAAACCAUCUUUAGGAAGAAGAGCUUAAUCUUAGAGAAACUGGAACAGAGAAUAAGCAACUCCCAGACUCAGCUACGCAGCCAGACUGGCCUGAUGGCACACUGCAGCCGACCCCAGCUCAGCAUCUGGAUGAAAUAAAGACCUUGUUUUUUAUGCAGUACGCUCAGAGGUGCAUAGCGUAAUGUCCAUGCUCUGCUACACUCUGAUCAUAGCUUUUUUGAUCGGCACACAGGCAGCUCCAAAGUCAGAGGACAAUGUUCCACUGGAGUACCCUGCAGAACGCUCCCUGCGCAAUAGCUCCCCAAGUAACAGCCACCACAUUCCCGAGGCAGCUCCGCAGUCAUCCCACAGCCACUCCACUUGGACGAUAGGUAGAAGAGAAGCUGUAAAUAUCACCAUGGACCCAAAGUACUUCAAGAAGCGGCGUUUCCGCUCCCCUCGGGUGCUGCUCAGCACUCAGCCCCCACCGCUGGCAGGGCAAGGACAGAGCCUGGCACUGCUCAGCAGCGCAGGUCCUCUCAACAGGACUGCCAGGACCAAGAGGACUGCGCACCCCGUGCUGCACCGGGGAGAGUUCUCGGUGUGCGACAGCGUCAGCAUGUGGGUUGGGGACAAAACCACGGCCACCGACAUUAAAGGCAAAGAGGUGACAGUGUUGGGAGAGGUCAACAUUAACAACAACGUUUUCAAGCAGUACUUUUUCGAGACCAAGUGCAGGGACCCUAAGCCAGUGUCCAGUGGGUGCCGAGGGAUCGACGCGAAGCACUGGAACUCCUACUGCACCACCACUCACACCUUUGUCAAAGCACUGACGAUGGAGGGCAAGCAAGCAGCCUGGAGGUUCAUUCGAAUUGACACAGCCUGUGUCUGUGUGCUCAGCAGGAAGACAGGGAGACCCUGAGACGGAUCUACAGCCCGUGACAACAUCCUCCUACCCCCCUACCUCAGUCUGUAAAUUAUUUUAAGUUAUAAGGGACUGCAUGGUAUAUUUAUAGUUUAUACAAUACAGGAGAAAAAAAAAAAAGAAGAAGAAAAACACAACAAAAAAAAUCAAACCUCAUUAUUUAUUAAACUCUUUUGGAAACCUUU